AUGAUUUCAGAAUCAGCAACGACAACAGCAGUGCCUUCAAUCACCAGCACCCAGCCCAUAACGAUUAAAACAGCAUACCCGACUACCACUUCAGAGCCGAACACGACUACGACGGCCUCUACCGACCACUACAGAACCGAGCACGACUACAGCGGCACCUUCGACCACUACGGAACCGAGCACGACUACAGCGGUACCCUCGACCACAGCGGAGCCGAGCACGACUACAGCGGUACCCUCGACCACAGCGGAGCCGAGCACGACUACAGCGGCACCUCGACCACUGCGGAGCCGAGCACGACUACAGCGGCACACUCGACCACUGCGGAGCCGA
Messenger RNA from Ostertagia ostertagi, 334 nucleotides. The record is from the annotation of a GenBank genome assembly. NCBI's taxonomy places the organism in Eukaryota, Metazoa, Nematoda, Chromadorea, Rhabditida, Trichostrongylidae.